Molecule: messenger RNA, 568 nt
Organism: Salmo salar (Atlantic salmon)
Lineage: Eukaryota; Metazoa; Chordata; Actinopteri; Salmoniformes; Salmonidae
Source: RefSeq, a predicted model, not a curated record
CAGCAGCAAGAAGUCUGCUGUUACUUCUGCUCAUCUGACAACUCUCUGUAUUUGGGGUGGGGCUUCAAAGGUUUGAGAAGAGAUGGUCCAUUCAAAACUAGAUGGAAGAGGAUGUUACUUUAGUAUACACAAAUCUUGCUGUGCUGUGUGCUAUGAUUUUAACUUUCAGUUUCAUCCAGAAAUGUCAAUCCCCACUUUAAUUUUGCUUCUAGUACUUGCUUGUGACAGUAAUGGUCAGAUCAUUGAGCCAAUCAGAGAGGAGGUGAAUGCUCCUGCAGGUAGCAAUAUUACACUUUCAUGCACCUACUCAUCUGCAGUCUCUCUUCAAUGGUAUCUCCAGGACCCUGGAUCACCUCCUCAGUAUAUCCUGCUUAUCCUGCAUGGUGCUGGGUCUCCAUCACGGGCUCCAGGUCUGGAUCCUCGACUGUCAGUCAAACUAAAUGAUGAGAAGAACCGUGUGGAUCUGGAGAUCUCCUCUGCUAAAGAGAAAGACUCUGCUAUGUACUACUGUGCACUGAAGCCCACAGUGAAAGGAAACCUACAAACGCUGUACAAAAACCUAACCUGA